Molecule: messenger RNA, 1146 nt
Organism: Penicillium subrubescens
Lineage: Eukaryota; Fungi; Ascomycota; Eurotiomycetes; Eurotiales; Aspergillaceae
Product: NAD(P)-dependent alcohol dehydrogenase
Exons: 6
Coding region: 1-1146 (381 amino acids)
Molecular function (GO): oxidoreductase activity; zinc ion binding
Source: RefSeq, a predicted model, not a curated record
AUGGUGUUAGCUAAAGCAAUCGUUGCACGGGAACCAGCGCCUGAUUUCAAAGUGAAUUGGUCACUGGAAGAAAUCGAGGUCAAUUCGCCGGGCGAGAACGAGGUUCUUGUGCAAAUAGUUGCGUCUGGAAUAUGCCACACCGAUAUAUUGUUAACUUCUGUACCUAGUGGGAGCUUUGGCAUCACCUACCCUAAGGUGGCCGGGCAUGAAGGUUCCGGAAUUGUACGCAGCGUCGGCAAAAGCGUUUCGGAUAUUGAGGUCGGAGACCCAGUUCUGCUAUCUUUCUACUCUUGUUCCUCUUGCUGGCAGUGCAAGAACUCUCAUCCCGCAUACUGCACAUCAUUCGCAGUAGGAAACUACGUUGGUGAACAGAAGUUUGUCUCGGCCCGUGAUAGUGCUGAGCUAUUAGGGUCCGGCUUCUUUGGUCAAUCCAGUUUUGCCCAGUACACUAUUGUGAAAUAUUCCAGCAUUGUGAAAGUCAAGGAGCUUCUCCAUCAUGACAAGGAGCUGAAACUUUUCUCGCCGCUGGGUUGUGGAUUCCAGACGGGAAUGGGUGCCAUUCAGAACAUAAGUAGCGCCAGACCAGAUGACAUAGUCAUGAUCCAGGGCUUAGGUGCUGUGGGCAUGGGCGCUCUUAUGACUGCCAAGAUGCAAAACUACAAAGCAAUCAUCGCUGUCGAUCGAGAUAAAGCGCGUCUCGAGCUGGCUAAGACCCUUGGAGCCUCGCAUGUCCUGGAUACCAGCGACCCCGAGUUUACUACACUUGAUCAAGCAGCUAAAGCGAUCUUCCCUCACGGAGUUUCGAUUGUGAUCGAAACUACAGGCGUCCCAAGUUUGAUCGAGCAAGGACUUCAAUCGACACACACGCGUGGCAAGAUCGUUCUCAUCGGAGUACCACCAUUAGGAUAUAACCUAAGCGUCAAUGUGACAGAGCAUCUCAAUUCCGGUCGUGCGAUACUAGGAUGCAUAGAGGGAGAUUGUGUGCCUCAGAUUGCCAUCCCACAAAUGAUCAAGUGGUACCGCGAAGGCCAAUUUCCAAUCGACAAACUUGUCAAGUAUUUCAAUGCAGCCGAUUACGAGCAGGCAUUGAAAAGCUUGAAAGAUGGGACUGCGAUCAAACCAGUUCUAGUAUGGGCCAGCGGCUAA